UGUUCCCACAUGCACAGAUGAGAUCAUGGAUUCACUCUUGACGGCAGCGUUACACGGGGAUGCCACAGAUCUGGACGCAUGAUGACCAUGGAGAGCAUGUUUAUGGGUAACGCGUGUCAGAGCGGACUGGUGCCAGCGCUGGUUCGAGCUUCUCUGCCCACUGUGCCACCCUCUCUGGGCAUGAAGCACUUCCUUCCCUUCCCUCUGGAUGGCGGCUCCACGCUCAGCCUCAUUCCCAGCUUCAGCAGCAUGGACCCGGUUCAGAAAGCUGUUUUGCAUCACACGUUCAGCGCUUCGGCCUCCUCUAAAAGGAAAGCUGUCUCGUGCGGCGUGUGCCAGCUGAGGUUUAACUCGCAGAGCCAGGCAUUGGCCCACUACAAAGGCACCAAACACGCCAAGAAGCUGAAAUCCUUGGACGCCCCGAAAUGCCUCAAACACAAGAGUUCCCUGGUCACCAGGGAAAAUACCAACAAGGAGCCGCCUAGAGGCCUCUCUCCCUCCAUAGUGGCCAGCAACACUGACAGAAAAGGUGGGAGUCCUGGAGCGCCUGUGGCCCCUUCAUCACCCUCUUCUGCCCCGGGGUCCGGCCCCAGCGUGGAGCCCACAGAGCCAGAGUCUACCUCAGUGUCAGGAGGAGAGGACGGCCGCUCCAUCACGCCCAACCCGCCUGAACCGGAGGAGAACGACCCCGCAGUCAGUCCAGAGACGGAGGAUGAGAAAGCACUGCGUCUGCUCUACUGCUCCCUCUGUAAGGUGGCCGUCAACUCUGCGUCACAGCUAGACGCGCAUAACAGUGGCACCAAACACAAAACCAUGCUGGAGGCUCGUAGUGGGAUCGGCUCCAUCAAAUCCUUCCCCAGGCCCGGACUGAAGAGCAAGCUGACUGCACCCGCUAAAGCAGACACGGGCCUGCAGAACAAGACAUUCCACUGUGAAGCCUGCGACGUGCGCGUCAAUUCAGAGACGCAGCUCAAGCAGCAUAUCAGCAGCAGACGCCAUAAAGACAGAGCUGCAGGGAAACCAGACAAACCCAAGUACAGUCCUUACCCCAAAACCCAAAGAGGAGCCGCCAAACAGACAAGUGGAAAACUGUUCAGUGGAAAUAAUGAAUAG
This is a messenger RNA of Sinocyclocheilus rhinocerous, 1113 nucleotides long. RefSeq names its product zinc finger protein 385D-like. Lineage: Eukaryota; Metazoa; Chordata; Actinopteri; Cypriniformes; Cyprinidae. Gene Ontology annotation, cellular component: nucleus. The transcript has 8 exons. Gene Ontology annotation, molecular function: nucleic acid binding; zinc ion binding. Bases 79 to 1113 code for a protein of 344 amino acids. The record is from RefSeq and is a predicted model, not a curated record.